AACUGCACAAGAACUGGAUAAAAUAAGAAAAUCAAAAAUGUCAAAUGCAUCGAACAAUAAUUUGCGUCAGCCUGUGACCGUGAUAAAGAAAAAAUCGGCCCCAUUAGAUAGUGUGAUCGAUGAGCUGCAACAACUAGAAGAAGCUGAGAGUGACACAAAUGUUAAACAACAUUCGACAGGGACGUGUGCGUCGACUGGACGGCGGCGCUUCCAGUCGAAGGAUAAGAAUAAGAAACGCGAGCGUUGGCUUUUGACACGGAAAACUUGGCGGUAUAUGACAGAUGCGGGCCGCAAGUUGUUGCCCGAAGGAAAGACAUUCCAUGGCUCUGAUAAUAUAGCCCAAAUAGAAGAACAAUUUCAGCGUGUCUGUGCGUCGGAACCACGGUUCAUAUUAUGGCGUCGCAAGUCCUCGUUUCCAGGUGCUACAAAGAGCUGCUCCAAGCGACGUCUCAAAAUACUCUCUCAGCAUCGGGGCCAUAAUCAUGCCGCACAGAUCCAUCAACGAGCUCAAGAGCUGAAUGAGAAUAUAGACGUAACUAUAGAGCUAUUACAGUCCUAUCUCAAGAUUCGAGAUUCGUAUAAGACGACAGCGUUGCUGGGCACCAAAACCGUGCGUCCAGAUCAAACAUCUUCACCGAGCUCACAGCGACCGAACUAUGAGAGUAAACACUUGAGCUUAACUGAAUUGCAUGUGAAUAGCCCUAGCGAUGAAUCAAUGCUAUUGAAAAACUUGAAAUUAUUGAAAAAUUCAUCGUUGUCUGGCAUAGGGAUCGAUAAUGACAAUAUAACGCUAGCAAUACUUGAAGACAAGGCUUCGUUAAAAAAGAUAUAUAAUAUAUUGAAAAAGCAGCAAUUACAUCGUAUUUUACAUUCCACUGAGCCACCAUCGAGUAAAUCUAAUUUAGCCAGAUCUACCUCAUACUCGAGCCUUCUAAAUAGCAACACAGACAACAGCUGCUAUGAUAGCACCUCAAAGUAUCUGUCAAACAUUCAAGAUUCCGUUGAAUUGAUUCAAAGUCCCAUGCCUAUCAAAUCGUCAAAUGCAGUUAGACGCACACAAAAGCCACCGGAAUCACUCGCACUAAGGGGCAAUAGUAUCAAGAAUUUAGAAACAAAGAUAGUUAAUAAGAUUCCAAUGAAUUCAUGUGGAACGCAAACAAAUUUUGUUCAAUUGUCUGAAUUAAAAUUAUUAGCCGAGCAAUAUGAGCAAUUUCUGAACGAUAGCAAUUAUAAUAAUAAAAAUAAUAAUUCAGAGAACGACGAAGCCGAUAAACCGCCAUUGGGCAACCACAUUUCCAGCCACAGACGUAGCUCGAUCGAUAACGAAGACGUCUCCCAGUCAGUUAGUGAUACGAUAAAACGAUAUUUACGCAUGGCCCGAAAGAAAAGUUUGCAUAAUGGCGAUGCGAACCGUUUUAAAUCUGUUAACUACGAUCGAAAUCUGCGUAAUAUUAAGGCAAAAGGUGAAAUCAACCCACCUGGCAUGGAUGAAGGCAACAAUAAGGCAGUACAGACGUUAGAUGCGUGGGCGCAAGUUGCUUUGGAUUAUAUUCGCGGAAAUGAGAAUUCAAUCAAUUUACAAAACGCCCAUAUUGCCUGGCAGAAGGAUCUAGAUGAGCGUAUUCGAAAGAAAUACGAGUGGGAUAAGCAAUUUAAAGAGCGCAACACUGACGCACAUUUUAGUAGCCUCAAUAGAAAGUCGAUUGGACAGUCUCCUUGCCUGUCAGCGCCCAACUCCCCAACAAGCCCCAUUCAACAUCUUCAGCAUCAUCUGCCAAAGGAGAAGAGUUUACGAACUGCUAGCGCCAUAAUAUCCUCUAGCUCACACUUUCUAUCAAAUUUCUGGCAUGCUAACAGUAAUGAUCCCCCCAGUAUACAAAGCUUAAAAUAUGGGAAUAUAAGGGAACCAUUUAUGAAUUCAGAUAAAAAUGAAACGACAAAUAUGCAGAAAUCAAAAUCUUUAUCUAAUGUUGGACAUUUUGUAUCAAAAAAAAUUUGGGGAAGUCGCUCCAAGGGUCAAAAUAGACAAAAUGAUAGUCACGACUUUGUAGCACAGCAACAUAAAUGGACCCCUCUGGAGAAAUGCUCAUGGAUAUCUGAAGAAGGUCAGAUUCUCCAACUAACAGAUACGUCAUUGGAAAAACUUUCAAAUAUCGAAGCUGAGGUGCUAAUGCACAUAGCGCUACAAAAAAUCAAGGAGCUAAAUAUUGGCAUGAGCAUAGAUUUAGAUCGAAGCACGCAGAAAAGUCGAGCUGUAUCAAAAAAAAGAGCACUUACAACAAGUUUUUUUGAUAUUGGCCGAAAGGAUGAACACAAUGGACGUGAUCAUUUAUUUGGAGCUUCUUUGGAGUGCUGCUUAUCAAGAGACAAAAAGCAAUGCGGAGAAGUGGAAACAGGCUCAAAACAGUCGCUGACAUCAGUAUUUCGGAGUAAUCGAGUUGGAAAGCUGAAUGAUAAUGUGCGGUCGUAUGAGAGCUUGCCAACUAAGUCGAUGGAUUACGGACGUUGUAGCCCUUCAGAUCAGGUGGCUUCUUCUACAAACUACCUAAACAAUCUUCAAAAAUUCUCAUCAAUGUCAUUGAAAAUGUCACGGAGUCAGUUUGAUAUGCGAAAUGUUGAGCUCGACCUCGAUGGGAUAUUAUUUACAGACUCCAAAAAUAGUUCAGCAAUGAAUGUUCCUAUGUUUGUAACAAUUUGUAUAGAAUACUUGGAGGAAUAUGGACUACAAAAAGUUGGACUCUUUAGAGUUAGUACAUCUCAAAAGCGUGUGAAACAACUUCGAGAGGAAUUCGAUAAAAACUGCAAUAUGCGCAUUCCUGAUAAUACAUGUCCACAUGAUGUAGCAACAUUACUAAAAGAGUUUCUACGGGAUUUACCUGAGCCCCUACUGUGUAAAAGAUUUUAUACAACUUUUUUGGAAACGCAACGCAUAAGAAACCGACGUCUUCAACUGGAAGCGAUAUCUCAUUUAAUCAAAUUAUUACCCAUCGCACAUCGUGAUACAUUAUAUGUAUUACUAAAGUUUCUGGGCAAUGUAGCUGCCCAUUGUGAUGAUAUAUGCAAUCCAGAUGGCACCGUUCAUAUUAUUGGCAACAAAAUGGAUAGCAACAAUCUAUCCACCGUCUUUGCCCCCAACAUUUUGCGUGAUUAUCCACCAAAGUCGGGCGAAUACAAAGAGCAGGGCAACAUGGCCGAUGCCAUCAAUGUAAUCAGAAUAAUGAUUGACCACUAUGAAGAAAUCUUUAGAGUCCCUGUAGAUCUUGUAGAUCUACUUUACACUCAUAUGUUAGACACAUGUCCAGAACAAUUAAACAUUCUUAUCACGUCUAAAAUAAAUCAAUCUGCAACUACGCAGGUAGAGAGAUUAAAAUCUAUAGAGAAUCAGACGAGCCUCUCAGAUAAUACAUACAGUCCAGUACUUUUACCUGACGGCAGGCGACAAUCAACACCGAUCCUAUUAGAAACCCAAAACGUGUUCUCAGCCAGCUUACAGAUAUCUAAACCAGACGAAUCGGCCCCAAAACCAACGACUAAGAUCAACCAAAUGCAAGAGAGUACAGUUCAAGUGGCGAGCAUAUCUGAGCCGAAGCUUCCGACUAGUAUAUCGAAUAUAGGCGGAGCCACAUUGUGCGCAAAGACGGCAGAGUUUGAGAAAAACCACAUGACGAAAGCUUCAAUUCCAUCAGCAAGGGCUAAACCACUCUAUAAACGACAACAGUUGAUAUCCAGCUCCAAGCGAUAAUAUACCGGAAAAUAAAAUUAUGCAAA
Molecule: messenger RNA, 3768 nt
Organism: Drosophila arizonae
Lineage: Eukaryota; Metazoa; Arthropoda; Insecta; Diptera; Drosophilidae
Gene: RhoGAP102A
Product: Rho GTPase activating protein at 102A
Biological process (GO): signal transduction
Source: RefSeq, a predicted model, not a curated record